UCAUUAUUCCUCGCCUCGGAUAAAACCUGUUCGUCAUAAAUGUACGACAGUAAAGAUAUUUGAGAAAAUAGCGUUAUGUUGGUGUGUAAAACAUAGUAAUAAAUUACAUUCAGUGGCAUCUUAACAUUUUAUCAUCUUUGAACCUGCAUCAGAACUAUAACAGCGGCUCCAGUUAAUAGGAUCACUGUCCGGUGUUUUGUGAGUCCAGCGGCAUGAAUCAUGGGUAUGGUAAUAGACGUGGUCGGAGAGGAGGGAGUCGGAGGUUCGGAGAUGGAGGUUCCAGGUGGGAUGGAGGGGCUGGAUCCAGCGGAGGUGGAGGAUACACGAGGAGCUCCGACUGGGACUCAAGGGAAAAGCAGGGACAUGGAGUAGAAGGAGCUGGAGGUGGAGGUGGAAGAGGAAGAGGCAAACAUCCACCCCAUUUGAAGGGUCGAGAAAUAGGACUGUGGUAUGCCAAAUGGGGUGGAAUCAAAAGAUCCGAGGCUGAGAGGACAUCUAGGGCUGUUGUUCAGAUGGAUGAACAGCGAGAGCAGCACAUUACUCAGCUGCUGAACUCUGUCCAGAGAGAUGCAGGCAGAGAUGCGGACCCCUCUACAUCUCAGAGCUGGAGGGUGAAGCAGGAGCCCAGUGGCCACAGUUACUUUGAUGGAGAUGAUCCACCAGAACCUCAGAACAUUGUAAAAGUGCCAAAAAUUGAGCCUAAAGAGGAGAAACAGGAGAAUAAGGAUGAGUCAGGAGCAAGUGUGAAAGAAGAACUUAAUGAGACUGACUUGGAGUACUUAUUCCAAGAUGUUGGGCGGAUACCCUCCCUGGAUGAGGAGCUCAAGAAAGAUCAGAAGAAGAAAAACGAUAAUGCUAGAUACCUUGAUAUGCUGAAAUUCAGAGAGAAGCUGCCUUCCUAUGGAAUGAGAGAGGAGCUGGUUAGGCUGAUCAGUUCUAAUCAGGUACUGGUAAUCAGUGGAGAGACUGGCUGUGGGAAGACCACCCAGGUUACUCAAUUCAUCCUUGAUGACUUCAUUGAGAAGGGCAUGGGCUCUCUCUGCAGGGUGGUUUGCACACAGCCAAGGCGUAUCAGCGCCAUAUCUGUUGCAGAGAGAGUGGCUGCAGAAAGGGCAGAGUCUGUUGGAGAGGGGAAUUCCUGUGGGUAUCAGAUCCGUCUGCAGAGUCGGUUACCACGGAAACAAGGCUCAGUGUUGUAUUGUACUACAGGCAUUAUUCUUCAGUGGCUCCGCUCAGAUCCAUAUCUUUCAAGCAUAAGUCAUCUGGUCCUGGAUGAAAUUCAUGAGAGGAGUCUUCAGUCUGAUGUUCUUCUCACCAUCGUGAAGGACCUGUUAACUGCUCGAGAAGACCUAAAAGUAAUCCUCAUGAGUGCCACGCUUAAUGCUGAGAAAUUCAGCAAAUAUUUCAAUAAUUGUUCCAUGAUCCAUAUUCCUGGAUACACAUACCCAGUGAAAGAGUACUUACUGGAGGAUGUGGUGGAAUUGCUUAGGUUCAAGCCACAACAUCAGGACCGCAGACCUCGCUAUAGGAGAGGAUUUAUGCACGGCCAGAAUGUACGGCCAGAGAAAGAACAGAAGGAGGAUGAAUACCACGAGAGCUGGCCCUGCUUCGCCCGCACACUCAGAGACCGGUACUCAGACAGCACCAUUGAUGCGCUGGAGAUGAUGGAUGAUGAUGACAAGAUCAAUCUGGAGCUUAUCGUAGCAUUGAUCAGACACAUCGUGAUGAAAGAGGAUCAUGGAGCGAUUCUAGUGUUUCUUCCUGGAUGGGACAACAUCAGCACCCUGAAUGAUAUUCUCAUGGCUGACCAGAUGUUUAAGUCAGAUCGGUUUAUCAUCAUCCCCCUCCACUCUUUGAUGCCCACAGUGUCUCAGACUCAGGUGUUCAAAAAGCCACCCCCAGGAAUGCGUAAGAUUGUUAUCGCUACCAACAUAGCAGAAACCAGUAUCACAAUAGAUGAUGUCGUGUAUGUGAUAGAUGGAGGGAAGAUUAAAGAAACUCAUUUUGACACCCAGAACAACAUCAGGACCAUGACAGCAGAGUGGGUGAGCUUAGCCAAUGCCAAACAGAGGAAAGGCCGUGCUGGCAGAGUGUCUCCUGGGAAAUGCUAUCACCUGUAUAAUGGAUUGAGGGCCAGCCUCCUGGAUAACUACCAGUUACCUGAGAUCCAACGCACUCCACUGGAAGAGCUUUGCUUGCAAAUAAAGAUACUGAAGUUGGGACCCAUUGCAUCUUUCCUGCGAAAAACCAUGGACCCCCCCUCAGACAAAGCAAUAGAGCUGGCCAUCACACACCUGGUGGACCUGAAUGCUCUAAACCGGAAUGAAGAAUUAACUCCAUUAGGAUUUCAUCUUGCCCGAAUGCCUGUGGAGCCUCACAUAGGAAAAAUGAUUCUGUUCGGGGCUCUUCUGGGCUGUUUGGACCCUGUUCUUACUAUUGCGGCCAGCCUUAGCUUUAAAGAUCCCUUCUUCAUACCGCUGGGAAAGGAGAAAUUUGCAGACCGGAGGAGGAAAAUGCUCUCCCAAAACUCUAGAAGUGAUCAUCUCACUAUUGUCAAUGCAUUUUGGGGCUGGGAGGAUGCUAAGAAACAGGGCAGCAGAUUUGAGAAGGAAUACUGCUGGGAAAACUUCCUUUCUGCCAACACCCUACAGAUGCUUCAUAAUAUGAAGGGUCAGUUUGCGGAGCAUCUUUUGGCAGCUGGCUUUGUGAAUAGUAAGGACCCUAAAGAUCCCAGCUCUAACAUAAAUUCAGAGAAUGAGAAGCUGAUUAAGGCUGUGAUCGUGGCAGGUUUGUAUCCUAAAGUGGCCAAGAUUCGCCCCAACCAUAGUAAGAAGAGACCAAUGCCAGUGAAGGUGUACACUAAGGCUGAUGGGAAAGUGUGUAUACACCCUAAAUCUGUCAAUGCAGAGGAAACUCAGUUCCACUACACAUGGCUCAUUUAUCACCUGAAGAUGAAGACAACUAGUAUCUUCCUCUACGACUGCACCGAAGUGUCUCCAUUUUCAUUGUUGUUUUUUGGAGGGGAUGUUUCCAUCCAGAAGGACCAGGACCAAGAGACAAUCGCUGUAGACGUGUGGAUCAUAUUUCAGUCCCCAGCACGCAUUGCUCACCUUGUCAAGGACCUGAGGAAGGAGCUUGACGUGUUACUAGAGGAGAAGAUAAAAAGUCCACAUCCUGUGGUCUGGAGUGACCGGGGUUCUAAAGAUUGUGCUGUUCUUUCUGCUAUAAUUGACCUCAUCACAACAGAAGAAACCCCUGCUGGAGCCCGCCAGUGAGCACCAACCAAUAGGGGCUUAUUUAUUUGAAUGACAUUCAACUGUCAUAUACAGAAAUGUGAUAUGCUUUCACAGCUCUGUGAACACAAGCACCAGAGAGUACAGAGAAACAGUAUUAUUGAGUAAAUACCUACAUCAUUAGAAAUAAGAAACAUAUUUUUGUUCAUUUCUUUUUUAUUAUUAUUAUUUUAGCAUUGGCUUGAGUUAUUGUAAGCUUUUCUUUACAGUAAUUAAAUUUGACAUGAUGCAAUCGA
Carassius auratus (goldfish) is the source of this 3529-nucleotide messenger RNA. RefSeq names its product DEAH (Asp-Glu-Ala-His) box polypeptide 36 (gene dhx36). The transcript is spliced from 25 exons. Gene Ontology annotation, cellular component: cytoplasm; nucleus; intracellular anatomical structure. Lineage: Eukaryota; Metazoa; Chordata; Actinopteri; Cypriniformes; Cyprinidae. The record is from RefSeq and is a predicted model, not a curated record. The coding region runs from base 213 to 3275 and encodes 1020 amino acids. Gene Ontology annotation, molecular function: DNA helicase activity; ATP binding; G-quadruplex DNA binding.